Messenger RNA from Aspergillus glaucus CBS 516.65, 2043 nucleotides. Its product is annotated as glycoside hydrolase family 15 protein. Gene Ontology annotation, molecular function: hydrolase activity, hydrolyzing O-glycosyl compounds. Lineage: Eukaryota; Fungi; Ascomycota; Eurotiomycetes; Eurotiales; Aspergillaceae. The record is from RefSeq and is a predicted model, not a curated record. The transcript has 3 exons. Gene Ontology annotation, biological process: carbohydrate metabolic process. The coding region runs from base 1 to 2043 and encodes 680 amino acids.
AUGCCAAGCACAACAGGAUACUGCCCCAUAGAAGACUAUGGCCUAAUCGGCGACAUGCACACUGCCGCCCUGGUCAGCAAAUCUGGCAGCCUCGACUUCAUGUGCUGGCCCGUUUUCGAUUCGCCCUCUGUCUUCUGCCGCCUCCUCGACAAAUCCAAAGGCGGGUAUUUCUCCAUAACAGCGAACCCGGAAAGCGAUGCGUCCAGCAAGCAGAAAUACGUCCCCUAUACUAAUAUGCUGGAAACAAGAUGGAUGCAUGAAAACGGUGUUGUGCAUGUUCUUGAUUAUUUCCCCAUUGCAAACGGGCAAGAGGCGGCGCCGGAUAAUAUCCUCACUGGUGUCUGCCCGUGUUAUAGACGGUAUAAGGCAAAGUUUGAUGAUGCGUUGCAGUAUCGGCAUUCUGCGGUUAUGAGGACGGUGACUUGUGCGCGUGGGGAGUUGGAUAUGGAUGUUGAGCUUUUUCCGGCUUUUAACUAUGCGCGUGAUGGGCAUGAAGUUGUUGGUCAUCUGACUGGAGACGCAUUCGAUGAAGCCCAGACACAGUCUCUUCUGUUCAAGAGUGCGACCGAAUCUCUGCGGGUGGACAUACAUGCAGAUGUUGCCGACGAACGACAAAACAAAAUCCCAUCCUUCAAGAUCGAAUUGCAGAAUAAAGAAGGUCUAAAAGGACAGGGGCUGUAUGCCAAACUGCGACUCUCCAUUGGGCAGUCAGUGACUUUCAUCAUCCAUAACGACGAAAUCGCUGUUCCAGAAGACAACGUGGGAUCCUGGGUUAGCAAAAUCGAGAGGAACACAAUUGAUUUCUGGGCUAGCUGGACACGACAGUGCACGUAUACUGGGCACUACCGGGAACAGGUCUUGAGAAGCUUAUUGAUAUUAAAGCUGCUCACGUACAAGCCCACAGGAGCGAUUGUGGCGGCUCCAACCUUCUCACUACCAGAAGAUAUAGGAGGUUCCCGGAAUUGGGAUUAUCGCUUUUCAUGGGUCCGCGAUACGGCAUUCACACUGUAUGUGUUUCUAAAGAGCGGAUACACCGAAGAAGCCGAGCAAUACAUGAAUUUCACCUUCGACAACAUCCUCCCAUCAGCAGAAGCUCACGCAAAUAAUGAUCAAUUUCUCCCCAUCAUCUUGAGCAUACGAGGCGAUUCUACAAUUCCUGAAAUGGAACUAUCACACCUUGAGGGCUAUAGAGGUAGCAGCCCUGUCAGGAUAGGCAAUGCAGCAACCAUACACAUCCAGCAUGACAUCUAUGGUGCGCUAUUUGACAGUAUCUACCUCUAUAACAAGCACGUUGGUCCUAUUUCAUACGAUCAGUGGCGCACAAUCCGAAGCAUAGUCAACCGCGUUCGCAAGCUGCACAAAACACCCGACAUGUCGAUCUGGGAAGUCCGUGGUGAGAAACAGCACUUUGUAUACUCCAAGAUAAUGCUCUGGGUAACCUUCGACCGUGCGAUCCGACUCGCUGAGAAGCGCUCAAAUCUUCCAUGCCCCGAGCUCAUAGAAUGGCGCGCCACGCGCGAUGAGAUCUAUGAAGACGUGAUGGAGCAUGGUUAUAAUAUGGACGAGGGAUUCUUUUGCAUGAGUUAUGAGAACAAGAAGAUGAUGGAUGCUUCGGUGCUUAUUGCACCGCUUGUGUUUUUCACUGCGCCGGAUGAUCCUAGACUGCUGUCGACGAUAAAAAGGAUCUUGCAGACGCCCGAGGCUGGGGGAUUGACCACUGCGAAGAUGUUGCUCAGAUAUGAUCAUGCGAUAGCUCAUGAUGGACUCGAUGGCAAAGAAGGCGCCUUUAUCAUGGUCACAUUCUGGCUCGUCGAAGCCAUGGCACGAGCAUCCAUGGCAAAAUCCCAUAUACACGAAUACCCCCAUUUGAAGGAAUUGCGCAGGAAUGCCUUUUCCUACUUCGAGAAUUUGCUGAUGUUUGCCAACCAUCUGGGCAUGUUUUCCGAAGAGGUGAACCAUUCAGGCGAGCAGAUGGGAAAUACACCACAGGCUUUUAGCCAUAUUUCUUGUAUCAGUGCAGCGAUGAAUUUGAAGCGGUCAUAA